UCUGCCAAGUUCCCAGCCCUCUGUGUGUGUUUGUGUGUGUGUGUGUGUCAGACCUUCUCUCCAAGUUAAAGGAGAGCUGGAGACCGCUCCUUCCAGCACCCAUGGCCGGCUACACCCCGGGUUUCACACCCGCUGCUUACUAUUACGCCGAUGAACUGGAGUAUCUGCAGGCUUAUGAGGACGUCUUGGAACGGUACAAAGAUGAACGGGACAAAGUUCAGAAGAAGACCUUCACAAAAUGGAUCAAUAAGCACCUCAUUAAGGUUCGGAAACAUGUGAAUGACCUGUAUGAAGAUUUACGAGAUGGACACAACUUGAUUUCUCUGCUGGAAGCUCUUUCUGGGGACACUCUGCCAAGGGAGCGAGAUAUACUGAAGACGUUACGGUUGCCCCGUGAAAAAGGGCGUAUGCGCUUUCACAGAUUACAGAAUGUACAGAUUGCAUUGGACUACUUAAAACGUCGGCAGGUCAAGCUGGUGAAUAUAAGAAAUGACGACAUAACCGAUGGGAAUCCUAAGCUAACUUUGGGGCUGAUCUGGACCAUUAUUUUGCACUUUCAGAUCUCUGACAUCCAUGUUACUGGGGAGUCUGAGGACAUGUCGGCCAAGGAGAAGUUGUUAUUGUGGUCACAACAGACAACGGAGGGUUAUGCUGGAGUCAGAUGUGAGAACUUCACUUCAUGCUGGAGAGAUGGCAGAUUAUUUAAUGCAAUCAUUCAUAAAUACAGGCCGGACCUGGUAGAUAUGAGUCAAGUCGCAGUUCAGAAUAAUGUGAGCAAUUUGGAACAAGCCUUUGGUGUAGCUGAAAAACUUGGUGUCACUCGGCUGUUGGACCCUGAAGAUAUUAAUGUUCCAUCCCCUGAUGAGAAGUCUGUGAUUACAUAUGUGUCAUCACUGUAUGAUGUUUUUCCCAAAGUCCCAGAAGGCGGUGAAGGCAUCAAUGCAAAUGAUGUUGAUGUCAAGUGGAUAGAAUACCAGAAUAUGGUGAACUACCUCAUUCAAUGGAUCAAGCAUCACGUGACGGUUAUGUCUGAUCGGAGCUAUUCGAACAAUCCUGCAGAACUUAAGGCACUUUAUAACCAGUACAUGCAGUUUAAAGACACAGAGAUCCCACCAAAAGAGAAGGACAAAGCUAAAAUAAAGCAGCUGUAUAAACUUUUGGAGGUGUGGAUAGAGUUCGGUCGCAUUAAACUUCCUCAAGGCUAUCAUCCAAAUGAUGUGGAAAAGGAGUGGGGAAAAUUAAUCAUCGCAAUGUUAGAGAGGGAAAAGAGUUUACGGCCAGAAGUGGAAAGACUUGAAAAGUUGCAGCAAAUCGCCUGCAGACUUCAGUGUGAUAGUGUGGCAUGUGAAGAUAAAUUGUUACGAGCACGAAAUUCACUCCAACUCGAUGUUCAGCGGUUGGAAUCGGGACUUCAGUUUCAGAAUGAGCAGGAGGUUGAAGGAUACCUGUUGGAAUCUGAAAAUCUCAUCCGCCAACAGAUCGUUGAUGCCCAGAUUCUAUUUGAUGGAAAGUAUUAUCAGGCAGACCAACUCGUUCAAAGAGUCACAAAGCUCCGUGAUGAGCUGAUAUCACUGAAGUCUGAUUAUUCAUCGGUGUACAGUAAAGGACGCUCCUUAUCCACAGAGCAGACCCAGCUGAUGAUAGCAGGGUUAAAUCAGAGCCUGAAUCAGAGCUUCUCCUCCGGCUUCUCCCAGGGUUUGACACCAUCCUUGACUUCCAGUUUAUCUCGGAGCUUGACGCCAAGCUUGACACAUGGAUUGACCCCAGUUCACACCCCAGGCUUGUCAAUGACACUAUCCUCUGGCUUAAAACCUGUCCUUACACAUGGGUUCAUUCAAGGCUUUGUUCCCUGUAUGGACACGGACAAAAUCAUGACAGUGAAACUAAUGCAGAUCAGAAAACCAUUGAUGAAAUCGCAAAUCAUUGACCCGACUCUGACAGAAGAGGAGAUCAACAUGAACUUUUUGCAGGACCUGUUAAAUUGGGUGGAAGAUGUGCAGGUGCAGCUUGACCGUGCUGAGUGGGGCUCUGAUUUACCAAGCAUCGACAGUCAUUUAGAAAAUCACAAAAAUGUCCAGAGAGCAAUUGAAGACUUUGAAUCAAGCAUCAGAGAAGCCAAAGCUGCUGAGGGACAGAUGACCCCACCUCUAUGUGAGAGUUAUUCAGAGAAGCUAAACACACUGGAGAGUCAGUACAUCAAGCUCUUGGCCACUUCCAGGGAUCGAGCCUCGCACCUUGACAACCUGCAGAAUUUUGUGACCAGAGCCACCAAUGAGCUUAUCUGGCUGAAUGAGAAGGAGGAGGAGGAGGUGGCUUAUGACUGGAGUGACAGGAACUCCAGCAUGUUGAGAAAGAAAGAAUAUCAUGCUGAUUUGAUGCGACAGCUUGAAGAAAAAGAUGUAGUCAUGAGAUCGGUCCAGGAGAUGGCAGACCAGCUCCUCCUAAAUCGUCAUCCUGCUCGACCCACCGUCGAGGCUUUCAAAGCUGCUAUGCAAACACAGUGGAGCUGGAUUCUACAGCUCUGCUACUGCGUUGAAAAACAUUUGAAAGAAAAUACAGCAUAUUUCGAGUUUUACAAUGAUGCCAAAGAAUCUAUGGAUUACUUGAAAAACCUGCAGGAGACAAUAAAGAGGAAGUACAAUUGUGACAAAUCCAGCAGCCUCGUGAGGCUAGAGGACCUGGUUCAGGAUUCCAUGGAUGAAAAAGAACAACUUCUUCAGUAUAGGAGUAACAUAGCUGGCCUCAUGAGCCGGGCGAAGAACAUUGUGCAACUCAAACCCAGGAACCCUGAAAACCCCACAAGGAUCUCUAUCCCCAUCAAAGCCAUCUGUGACUACAAACAAAUUGAGAUAACGAUCUACAAGGAUGAUGAAUGUGUGUUGGAGAACAGCUCACAUCGAGCCAAGUGGAAGGUCAUCAGUCCCACGGGAAAUGAGGCCAUGGUUCCUUCGGUUUGCUUUUCAGUUCCUCCUCCAAACAAGGAAGCCAUCGAGAUGGCAAGCAGAAUUGAGCAGCUCUAUCAGAAUGUUCUUGCACUCUGGCACCAGUCACACAUAAACAUGAAGAGUGUUGUAUCCUGGCAUUAUCUAAUGAGUGAAAUUUCAACUAUUCGCGCUUGGAAUGUUUCCUCAAUAAAGACCAUGCUACCUGGGGAACACCAGCAGGUGCUAAGCAGUCUUCAGGAGCACCUCAAGGACUUCUUGGAAGUUAGUCAGGAGUCUGAGGUCUUCUUGGCCAAUGAUGGCAACCAGCUCGAGAGAGAAGUCAAGUUCUGUAAGCAGUAUUAUGAAGAUCUGCUCAAAUCAGCUGAAAGAGAGGAGCAAGAGGAAUCUGCUUGCAAUCGGUUCAUCUCAGAGGUACGGAACAUUCGACUUCGUGUGGAGAACUGUGAGAAGCGACUGAUUCGUCAAAUCCGCACACCGCUGGAACGGGAUGAUCUACAGGAGAGCGUGCAAAGAAUCUCCGAGCAAGAGAAAUUGAAGAGCGAACUGGAGGUGCUUAUUGUGGAUCUGGAGAAAGUGACUGCAAAGUGUGACAAAUUCUUUGGACAAGCCUCUUCAUCUUCAGCCCCAACCCUACGCACAGAGCUGAAUGUGGUGCUUCAGAAUCUCAAUCAAGUAUAUUCGUUAUCCUCCAUUUAUUUGGAUAAGUUAAAGACUGUCAAUUUGAUUGUUAAAAAUACCCAGGAAGCAGAGGCUCUUGUUAAACAGUAUGAAACUAAACUGGGUGAGGAAGAUGCAGUACCACCUGACACAGAGGCUAUUCAUUCUCUCCAGAAUAUACUGAAGCAAUGGCGAACUGAAGUGGAUGAGAGGCGUGUUGUCUUCCAUUCAUUAGAAGAUGAACUUCAGAAAGGAAAGGCCGUCAGUGAACGCAUGCUGAGGGCACACAACGAGCGGGACAUGGACAUGGACUGGCACAAGGAAAAGGCAGUUCAGUUGGCUGAGAGAUGGGAAAACAUCCAUUCCCAAAUUGACAACAGGCUGCACGAGCUUGAGAGCAUUAGCAUAUCUCUGAAUUGGUACAGAGACUGUUACAACGAUCUUGAUCAGUGGAUCCGAGAAAUGGAAGCCAUGCAACAGAAGAUGCAAGAACGUCAGCCAGAAGACAUCCUUGCUGAUGAACUCAACCAACAAAAGGUAUUGGCUUCGCAGGUUGAGAUGAAACAGGGCAGAAUGGACGAAUGUCAGAAAUACUCCGACGAAUAUUCCUCUGCUGUAAAGGAAUAUGAGCUUCAGCUGAUGACCUACAAAGCCAUGGUUGACUCCCAGCAGAAGUCCCCAGUCAAAAGGCGCAGAAUGCAGAGCUCUUCAGAUGCCAUUGUGCAAGAGUUUAUGGACCUUCGCACACGCUACACGGCCUUGGUGACCCUGAUGACCCAGUAUGUGAAAUUUGCCAGUGAUGCUUUAAAAAGAUCAGAGGAGGAAGGGAGUUCAGCUGAAGAUGGGAAGGACUGUUUGGUGAAGGAUACUGCUGAGUCUGACCGAGCAGGAGGCUGGAUUGAAGCUGCAUUGGGUGAAGGAAGGGGAGCCUAUCUGGGAAUGGGUGCGGAGUCUCUGCAGACCCAAACAGUGGGAAGGGAAGGCCAAUGCUUGAGCAAUGAAACUGCAGAAGAAGAUGACAAAACUACAAGGCGAGUGAAGGCCCUGAAGAAAUCGUUCCACCAUGAGAGAAGGUCAAACGAUAUAUCUGAUAGACACGGUUGGGAGAGUGUGUCCAAAAUUGAACCAGAGAGAGGGCAGCUUCUACUUCAAAACCCAUGCUUUGCAAAGGAGGCAGUGCAUGAUGUUGAGGGGGAGAAAGCUGGCCGUGACAAGGAAAAGUCACAAAGUGAAGAGGAAAGAAAGGACAAAUCAAUUGUUCCUUUGGGGGCAGCAAGAUUCCUGGAUGGUACCUUUGUUGUUCAAGGGGAAGAUUGGCAAGCAGAAGAGCUUGGAGAUCAGACGCAGUCCAAUAUCCUAAAAUGGCAUGGUACUGAAAUUGCUAGCGAAUCAGCCAGUGAAGAAAUAGAUGCAUCAUGCCCAAAUGUCCAAGGAUCAUACAGAAUGGAGGUAGGACAACUCAGUACAGAAAAUCGGGGCAACCCUGGGGAUGUCACAAAUAGCUGUUCUGGACAGAAUCCAGUCCUAGAACAUAGAACUCAUGUAGAAGACCAGAAUGCAAAUCUGAUGGGAGAGCCAAUGCAUAAAACCAAAGACAGUGCUUCAGCCCAACAAGUAACUUCACCACAAACCGAAUAUAAGGAACGAGAGGAGCCAACUUGUCAAAUGCAACAGAAUGAGAUUAAAUGGCAAUGUGCGGACCACACUGGCGCUGAUACCAAUGAAAACCUACAUCACUUUCAUCCCAUGAUAAAACCUGGAAAAUUGCUGGAGGAAGGGCGUGCAAGCUUCAUACAAGCAGCAGUCGAUGGAAGGUCAGAAAUUUUGAAAGAGGAAACCGUUUACUUCUCAGUUCAUGGGCUGAGAACACACAAGCUAGCUGUGGAGGAGAAGACCAAUUCUGUGCCCCAUGGGAUUCUGCAUGAUUGGAAAGAACGACAGUCAGACAACCUUAAAAUGAAGCUGGAUGGAGCAGCCCAGCACAGUGAAGGGCUACAGGGUUAUGUGGAGGAGGGUUUGCAGCAUGUGGAGGAGUUGUUAGUAAAUGUGAGGCCAGCUGUUGAAGACAAAUAUUUGUUGGCAAAUCCAACAGAUUUGGAAUUUUACUCACCACUUGUGAACAAACCAAUAUGUCUGGUUAAGUCUGACCAAUUGGCAUUUGAACAAAAUUCCGAGCAGGGAGCAGACGUGAGAAAGCAGAGCGGAGCUGAGGAAAUGGCUGGGGGAGACAUGGUGAAGCGUUUAGUUCACCAAGUUUCCUGUAAGGGAGUCACAAGGACAUUAGAAGAUAAAGGAUCUAUUUCACUGGCGCCAGACGCUGAAGGCAAAUAUGAGAUGCUCAAAGGCACUGAUCAAACUGACUCCUUCUCCAAAACUGCAGGCAUUGAACCACCUCGGAGACAUGAGUUAUCAGAUGCUGACUAUGUCAGCCGACCCAUUCCAUUCGAUGAAUGUGUUGAUGGCCUUCAUAAACACAUACCUGUUUGCCAUGCUGAAGAAUUGGGAGAUGCAUGUGAUGGGAUUGCCCAGUUUGGGAGCAUGUGGAAGAAGAUUCCAGAACAAGUGAAACGCAUGAAGGAAAACAGUUCCACUGUGAAACCUCAUUUCGUGGAAGAUAGACCUGACGUAUUUGCAGCAGUGAAUUGCCAUGGGUUUGAGAUUGCUGAGACACCACUUGAAUCUGGCGAAAGUGAGGAAGAAUUAGGAGAAAGUGCUGAAGGCAGAAUGAAGAUUAAAAAACCCAAGAGUAACGAGAAUGAGAGAACAAAAUCCAGCGACUCCAUUUUGCAAGCUACAAUUAAAUUGGUUCCUAAUGGCCAGUCAGUUUGCAGUGAAGGUAACCAGUGGGCUGUUGAAGGGUCUAAAUUUAGUGUGGAGCCAACUGUGGAAGAUCAGUUUCAGCUGCAUGAAGAACACUUCCCUAAAUCCAAGCUUUUAAUUCAGGACUGCACCAUGGACAUUCAAGAAAGAAGCGUGACAUCGCAGCACGUUUAUCAAGGUAGGAAAUUCCAGAUUAAAAAGGAGAAACUGCAGGAGGAACUUGCCGACAGCAUCAUGUGUGAACCGCCAAAGACUGGCGAGGUGAAGAUUGCCCCAUCCACUGCCACUGAUAAAACCGGCAUGGUCAUACAGCCUGAGAGGAAUGCUGGUGAAAAAGUGAUGGAGAUAGAUAGCGAUAGGCCAGCUCAAUCCAACCAAAGUGAAACCAAGCCAGUGGGGCACCUCCAGAACCUGCCGGCGUCAGCAGACCCAGUGCUCCCUGUCAGAAGCCAGCAAAGCCCGAGAAUGCAAGGAGCUCCUGAUGGGAUGGAUCAGGGGGAAGGCAUGACUGGACUCCAAAGAGAGUCUCCGAGAAAUCAGGAAGCACCAAUGGAAUUGAGCGCUGAAGUGGAUAUAUGUUGUGAAGUGGAUGGAAGUGCCCAGCAGGAGGUGGUCAGAGUGCCGGCAUUGUUGAAAGGGCAGAUGAUGGAAGAAUGUUGUGAAGUGGAAUACAGCCUGAAAAAUAGGCCCAGAAGCAAUGGCAAAAGUGGAAGUUUCCCAAGACAAGUUGAAGAGAAAUCGGUAGAAGAAGCAAAGCAAGAGCAUGUUGAUAAAGUUGGCGAAUUGUUGAAGUGGGUGUCCGAGAAGAGCAAGAGCUUAGCUAAGAGACAGCUCGAAUCUCCAGCAGCUGAGCCAGGUGGAGUGGAAACGUCGCUUUCUGAGAAACAGGUGCUUUGUGUGGAAUUGUCGAACAAGAAAGACCAGAUUGCUGAAGCUAUCCAAAUGACACAGAUCUUCUUGGCUAAACACAGUGACAAGAUAUCGGAAGAAGAUAAACAACAAAUGGAGAAACAGCUCGAGUCUCUUCAGGAAGCUUAUGAUAAGUUGUGUGAGGAGACUUCUGAUGACCUCCAGCAAGCACAGAGCACACUAGCUGAAGAGGCAGUGGAGAAGGGCUAUGAAACCAUUGCAGGUGUUAUUGACCUGGCAACUGGGACGGUUUAUCCAGUCUUCCAUGCAAUACGUAAUGGUCUUAUUGAUUAUGACACAGGGAUGAUCUUGCUGGAAGCUCAGGUCAUUGUGUCAGGCCUUAUUCUUCCAAAAACAAGACAGUGCCUUGGUAUGGAAGAAGCUUUGAGAUGUCAGUUAAUAGAUGGAAAGAUCUUCAAUCAACUGGAGGAAUUGAGUAAUUCUGCCAAACUUAUUUCAAGCGCCUUGUGUGAAACAAGUGAUGUCCAUUCUGUUGUCAGUGCUAAUGAUCACAAUACAGUCUCAGAGAUUUCAGUCAUUAAAGUCCUGGAGGCACAGUUUGCCACUGGAGGCUUAAGAGUACCAGCUACAGGUGAAAAACUCUGUCUUGAGGAAGCUUUUCAGAGAGAAUUCAUCACCGCUCAACUGUACUUCAAACUGCUAGAGAGGCAGAAGAUGUGCAAGGAGCUUAUUGAUCCAAAUAUGGCCGAGAAAGUAUCAUUAAUGGAAUUAAUGCAAAGAGUCGUUGUGGACAAAGAAACUGGUCUAAGGUUGCUUCGUGUGAAGCAACAAGAAUGGGGCACAAUCACCUUGAAAUCUGGCAGACAGGUCAGUGUUUUCCGGGCAGUCCAUGAAGGUCACAUAGACCGGGAAGUGAUGAUCAGGUUUCUCGGAGCUCAGCUGUUUGCUGGCGGGCUUAUUGAUCCUCAAACAGGAGCUCGACUAACAGUAGAUGAAGCUUUGGAAUGUGGCCUCAUCGAUCACGAAACAGCUUCUGGCCUCCUCGCUCAUCAAGUUCAAACAGGAGGCAUAAUCAACCCAGCCACUGGCGGGAGGUUAACCAUGGAUGAAGCUGUGCAGUGCAAUUUAAUAACGCCAAGUAGUGCACUUUUAGUCCUAGAAUCACAGAGGGUAUUUAUGGGACUCAUUUGGCCUGAUUCUGGAGAAAUAUUUUCUAUAGAUACUUCUUUGCAACAAGGAGUGGUAACAAAUGAAUUAGCCCACAAAAUCCUGAACAACAGGCAAAAAAUAGCAGCUCUUUACAUCCCUGAAAGCUCAUCAGUGCUCACACCUGAGGAGGCUAGCAGGCUAGGUAUAAUUGACAAGAAGGCAGCACAUAUUCUAAGCACAGCAACAAUGCCUGACUUAAUGCCUGGAGCCAAACACUUUCAGUCUUUGCAGGCAGAUAUCUCAAACUGGAGAUCAAAUCCUGAAGUCCAAACUUGUGCUACUAUUGACACUACUGAUGUUGAAAAAAGAGGAAAAAAUGAGAAUUCAACUCAGAGUCAGAUGGAGGUGCAACAGAAAUUCAUAUCUUACUUAAUGAUGCACAGCUAUAUGGAUGCAGGUUCAGGAAGGAGGCUACUGUUGGCCAAUAGUGACUUGAAUGAAAAGGUUAAAAUGGUGAUGGAAGCAAGUGGUGAAGAUGUUCCAUUAGAAAAUUGGCAAGAAUAUCUUCAUAUUCAAGAUGUCAGUGGACUUGAAAACCACUUGGAGGCCAAAGAAAUUUCAAAAAAUAUUGGCAUCCUUAAAAGCCAUACUAAUUCUGAAAUGUGGGAUCCAGAUGAUAUGGAAGAAAAGCAGACCAUUGAUGCACCAGGUGAACAUUGUGGGAAUAUCAGUAGUGAAGCAUUAUAUUGGAUGCCCGGUGCACAACAGUUUCCAACAAAUGAACUUGGAGAGUUUGCUUAUUCUCAGAGAAUGGAUAGCCCAGGAAAUCAUGUAAUUAACACCAAAGAACAGGGUGGGGCUGAAGCAAUUCAGGCAAUUGAAAUGUUGGACAAUUUUGCGGAUUCUCUUGAAGCACCGACUUUUAAUGGAAAUUUGAGUGUGCAUCCAGACCUUAAUGAAAGUAUUAUAUUGGCCAAGCAAACUGGCAACAUUAAUCCUGUUGAAAGUGAUUUAGGAAACGAAUUGAGAAAAAGUAUGGCAGCUCCAAAAGAUGAUAAACUUACACAAGUGGUAACUACAGCUUUGCAAACUGCAGGUUUGUACCAAGGGGACAAAGUGGCUAUCACCUUGUCUUCAGCAGAACAGCCGGCAGCUGAAGUCACGCAUAGGUUUCCAAUGGAGCAAUUGUUUCCAGCACAUGAAAGUAGGAAGCUCAGCCCACUUCCAUUGGAUAUGGACCUCCAAAGUGAGUUUGGAGAAGACCUGAGUAAAAUGCUGGGUUUUGAUGGAUCGCCAGGUCUGCAAGGUGGUGAUAAUAUUGGCAACAGCACCCAAGAUUUUAAAGACACAUUCGCGAUCUACGCAGAACAUGCUAACAAAACUGCAAACAAUUGGAAUGCUCAACAAUCUAUGGAAGCUUCACAAAUGGAAGAAUCUAAUGAUGUAAGCAGAAGACAAAGUAUUGCUAAGCCGUCAGUAGACCAUCAGAAUAACAUGGCAGAUGAAACUGUGCAAUCAAUUCCUUUGGAACUACAGCUUCCAACUGGGGAAGAUGAAUUUAUUUUACAUCCAUUGGAAACUGUUGCAGGAACAAGCAAAGAGCUUGUAUGUGGAAAAACUAAAAUAAGGACAGUUGAAACUUUAGAAGACAUUGGAGUUGCACAUGAAAUGGUGUAUCUCAUUGGUACUCCUAAUGCAGAGCAAUUAAGUGAAGAUGUUAAGAUAGAUGAAGCAAUGAAGGCGAAGGGUGAAGAAUGGUAUUUUAAAGAUGGCAAGUAUAUACCUGCUGAUGAAGAUACACUAGAAGAUACCAAACUUGAAAACCAGGUCAGCUUUCAUAAAUUCAUAGAAACAAACAUAGAUUCCCCAAUUAUACAAGGCAGCAUGGAGGAAAUAUGGGAUGUAAUUGGUCCAUCAGUGGAAGAGCAUCUCACUGUAACCAAUGAAAUCUUGCGUUUGAGCCCUACAGAAAAUGGAAACAAAAGUGCACACUCUACAGAUGGUACAGAGAGCCAUGAAGAUGUAAAAUAUAAAGUAAUAAGGAUCAUUGAAACACUAGAUGACAUAGGGGACUUAGAAGAUAAAGUCGAGAUUGCUGAAGAACCUAUUGUUAUAAGUUCAUUAAAGAACGAGAAGCCAUAUUCCAAUGAAGAUUACAGCGAAGAUGUGUUCAGAAAUGGAUUGAGUGGACCCACUAAUUUAGUUGAAGGUGACAGCAUUCACCAGUAUACAGAUGCUGAAUAUGGGAGGAACAAAUCAAUUAUGAGUGUGAAAGGAUUGGAGGAUAUUGCAGAGACCCAGGAAAUGUCAUGGUUUGUUGGAGACUUUACAGGAAAAAAAGAAACUCAAAUGUUUAGUCCUUCUGGAAUUGAAGGCAUUAAGGGUGUAUUUGAACCUUCCAUACAAAUGGCAAGUGGUGAAGUGGUUUUUCUAAAUGAUGAAGAAUUUAAUUCAAAUAGCAAUGAGCAAAACCAGGACCAUCAGAUAUAUCACCAAGACUUUGGAAUAAUAAAAGGUGAGCAGGAAGAGCAAAUGCAAGUGAAUAUUGAGUCUGUGGAGGAAGCCAUGCAGAGUUGUGGAGCAUUUGAACAGGAUGCAUCAGGAGGUAACCUAACAAUGCUAGAUACGAUGAUAAAGAAUUGCUGUGUCGAUGUAAGAUGUAUGUUGCAAGUGGAACCAAGUGACUGUGCAGUGACAUUGAAGAAUGCUGAAGACAUUCAAAGAGUUAAUGGGAGAAAUUUGUACGUCUUGGAAGAGGAGGAUGAGGAAAACAAUAGGCAAAUUAUUUGUUUUGAGGCAGUUGGGGAUUGGAAAUGGGACCGAUCAGCUUUGAUAAAACAGCGCAAAUUAGAAGUUGAAACAGGUGGAAUAUUUGACCCUGUUACUGGUAAAAGGUACACACUUGAAGCUUCCUUGGCACGUGGGCUUUUGGAUGAGGAGAUGGUCGUGGAUAUUUUAGUUUCACAGUUCCAAGAUGGAGGAAUCCUUUUUGAAGAGAGUGGUGAAAAUUUAACUCUUAGUGAAGCAGUGGCAAAGGGAUGUCUAAAAAAUCAUGUUGCCAUCAAAGUAUUAGAUAAGCUUGGACUGGUAGGAGGAUUCUAUAAUUCUGGUACAGGCGAAAUAAUGGAAGUGGCAGAUGUUGCAGAACAUUUAAUAAAUGAUGACCUCCUGACAAAGAUAUUGCUUUCUGAAAAAAUUGUCUCUGGUGUUAUUGACCCAGAGACCAACAAACUACACAAUGUUCAGGAUGCACUAAGACUUGGUAUUUUGAACUCUCGUGCGGCUCGGCAUUUGCUAGAAGGCCAAAUUAUUUCUGGUGGCAUUGUAGAUCUUAAACAAGAAGGUAGGUUAUCAGUGGCUGAGAUCUCAACACUUUUUCUGGUAGAUGAAAAGACUGCUGAACAAUUGAUCAAAAUAGAAAAGGCAAAAAGUGGAGGACAAGUCGAUGAGGUGACCAAAUUGAGGGCACUAAACUACCAGUUUGAAAUGAAUGGCAUAUUAGAUCCACAAACAAAACAACCUUUGUCUGUGAUUGAAGCAGUCAGCAGAGGGCUUGUGGAAAGAGAUGUCAUGCUAAGUGUUCUUCGUAAGCAAGUUGAAGAUGGUGGUAUCAUUCAGCAUAAAUCAGGGCUUCGCCUCUCUGUAACUAAUGCUUUAAGGCAUGGUUUAAUUAAUGAAGACUUAGCUGAUGACCUGUUUGAGUUGGAAGCAUCAUGCCAAAGUAUUCACACUUCAAGUGCUGGGAGGAAUUUGUGUUCUCAGGAUAUUGCACAGAGUUUAAAUUUUCCAGUGGAAGUUGAAAGGGACCAGAAAUUGAAUGAACUCGUCACUGAAUUUGAAAAUGGAAAAUCAGCAAUACAAAUAGAAUCUGUUGAAGGAAAAUUAUUUGAUGACAGUUUGAAAAAAGAAAUGAACCUUUAUGAAAGCCAGAACAAUAUUGAUGAGAGUCAGUUGAACAUUAUUCCUUACUCCGAUUUGGUGAGGAUAAGUAAAAUAGAUAUAAACACUGGGCGAAGAUACAUGGCAGUUAAACCUCAUGAAGAAAUUUUGAAUGUGAAAAAUGUUAAAUCAAUGUCAAAAUUGAAAGAUGUAGAUGUACAUCUGGCUAUGGCUUGUACCACUCUCAGAAAGGAGUUAAAUGAUCAAACAUUGAUACGUGUCAAAGAAGAUGAAAUCACUGUUCAAGAUUUCAUAACAAGGAGUGAUCAGAACCUUCAGAUAAGUUCUUCACCUUCUAGUUCCUCAGUUCCAGAAAGUAACCAAGAUAGUUCCCUCCACAUUGUCCAGCCUUCUCCUGCAACUCAAACCUCUGAGGAAGAUUUGCCUGGUAAACUGGACUACCUUUCAUCCAAAUCACCUUAUGUCAAAGAUUCACCACAAGGUGACUUUUUCUCAUACAUUCGAGAAUGUACAUCAGAUAUUGAGCUGGAGGUUGAAUUGGCUGAAAAAGAAAAUGCUUUAUCAAGUGAAGAGGGGGAGCUGAAUGAAGAGGUUGGAGAACUGACUGUGAAAACACUUAUGAAAGGAACGGGUACAGAAGAGUUGGAGCUGAAUAAUCCUCCAAGCAGCACCAAGGCCCAAGAUCUAAUGAGUACCGAAGGAAACUGUAGUUUGGAAGGAGAUGUUGAGGGAGGAGACCCUAGUGUGAAGCUCAGCCUACACAAUAAAGAGCAAUUAAAUGGGAUUUUCAAAGAGAGUAAUCAAGGUACACAAAAUUCCGAAUGUGGUGACCGUGCAAAAGGGUUUGAACAAAAUGUAAAUAUAGCUAUGACUGUGGGGAAUGUGCUGAAAGCUGUGUGCAUGAAACUCAGUGAUGCAUUCAAAAGCAGACCAAGUGAUGAUAAGGAAAAUUCAACUGAGGCUACAGUGAUGAAUGGUAGCAGACAAGAAAGAAAGGUUGUUGCAACAUUAAAUGAUGAUAAUGCAGAUUUAGAAGCAAUGGCAGAACUUGCACAAAGGGUGAAAGAAAUGGAGAACAAAAUGCCCAGAGCAGGAGGAAAUGAGGGAGAGGUGUCAGCCUAUGGCAGUCAAAAUUCAUUGGUGGAAUCUGAAAAUCUGUUGUGUCAAGAAAGAAUUGAUGAAGAAAUGCAAGACCAGGAUGUUAAAGGAGGUCAGAAGCUUGAGAAGUCAUUGGAUUCAUUUGAACUUGAAGAAAAAGCCAACUUGGUUAUAGAAGAAGAAAGUCUUGUCCAUUCAGAGAAUGUGCUUGGUUUCACAAUUGGUGAAGAUGAGCCUGUCGAAAAUACAGAUGUUCAAAGGGUAGUUGAAGUAAAUAUUGAAACUGGUGAUGAUAAGGAAGCAGACCUCUCCAGUUUAAUGGAAUGCAGUAGAGAGGUGGAAGGUGGUGCUGCAAUGCCUGUUGUUCAGGAUGUGGUGACAUGUGGUGAUGCUCAGGCUGCUAUGAAAAAAUCAGAACUUCUCCUUAACUGCCUGAAGCAAGAAUUUCUUAAUGAAGAGUUUAGUGAAUUUGAUUUGAAGGAUGAUAAGCCAUCAAAAAUAGCAGAUUUGCUUGCUAGUUUGAAGCCUGAAAUGAUGAGUGCACAGGUGCAGGAAAUGCUUUAUGCUUUAUCUGAGGAGCAAGAUCCUGGCAGUGUAAAAAGUCAGGAAAUGAUCAGCAGCCUGACUGAUGAGCUUUUCCACUAUAUAAAAAAUGAAGUGCCUGGUUCGAUGGAGGACAGGUUCUUAAACAGGCAAGUGAAAGAAAUGCUUCGUGAAAGAAUUCUGGUGCUACUCAGCACUGCAGAAACUCCUCAAGAUGUAUCGCAGCAAACAACCAAGGAGAAACGGGAUAACAUGAAUCAAAUAAUUCAGGUGAAAGCAAAUGGAGAAAGUGUAGCUGGGUAUGAAAAUGGGAAUCCAGUGACUCAUUCUGGUUCCAGUACUGGCAUGUUGGAAUCACGAGAAGGUAUUGAGAAUGUAGUUAUUUGUGACAGUCCAUCAAAAGUUAAUGUGUUUAAUAAUGAUAAAAUUGGUGAUACCAUAAAUGGAAUGAGAAAAAUAAAACAAGAAAGACAAGGAGUUGAUUCAGUAAGGCAAUCUGCUGUUUUUGAUGAAAUGGAGUCACUGGAGGAUACUCAGGACAAAGGCACCUUGGAGGAUACAUCAAAUAACAUUUGGAUUAACAACAAAGGUGCUGGUGAAUUGAAGGAAGUGUUGCAGUUCAGGAAAGGUGGACAAGGUAUAAAUGAGAAAGAAAAUGAGGAAAUACAAUCUGAUUCUCUUGAUCAAAUGGACUUGCUAAGCAAUAUUCAGGGGAACACUUCCAAACUAGCAUUGAAUGAUUUCUGUGUUAAAGACAAUGAAGGUGGCAGUGUGAAGGGAAAGAUAGAGAUGCUGCAUGGCCAAAAUAUACAUGAGGGCAAAAAUGAGGAUUUGCUGAUGCACUCUCCUCCUUCCAGUGACAAAGAGGAAUUUCUCAAAGGCACUCAAGGAAAUGCUUCAAAUAAUGUCUGGAAUACAAAUAUGAUGAAUGAAAGAGAAAUUCAAUCAAAUGGACAAAGUACAGAUGAGGGAACUAAGGAAGAUUCAUUUGCAAUGUUAUUUGGUAAUCCCGAUGAAGUGGAAUCACCAAUGGAGGACAUUCAGGAGAAAAUCACUUUUGAAGAUGCACCAAACGGCGUGUGGACUAACGACAAUAAAGAUGACUUAAAGGAAGUAAGAACAAAUGGACAAAAUCUAAAUGAAGCCAAAAUUGAGGACUUAGUGCUGCAGUCUCACAAUGCAUCUGCUGAAAUGAAACCAUUGGAAGGCACUGGGGAGAAGACCACUGAUAAAACUGAACAGCAUGAGGACCAUGAGAUUGUUGAAGGAGAUGGACAGCCUUGUAACAUUGCACAGCAGUGUUUGCAACAUACGGAGAAACUGCGAGCACACUUGACAUUGCUCCAAGAUAGGAAGAUUCAGCUGGAGAGUCUGCAGCCUGUUGACAGCAACCUGGAAAUCCUUCAAGAACAACUAGAUUAUCACAAUUUAUUGAAGUGUGAGCUGGAGGAGCCUGUAACACGCGAUCUGAGAGCAGCAGAGAGAUUCCUGGAGGACGUUCACCUGGACCCUGAUGAACCAUUACUGAAGAAUUUGGAAACUGACUGUAAAGAUUUACAAACAUCUCUCGGGGACAUGAUUGAUGUUUGUACGAGCAGGGUCGAGACCUUGUCAAGCGCCAUUGAAAUAGAACAGUUUAAGAUCAAGUCGACACAUCGGGAACUCUUUGUCGCACUGGAUCAGCUUUCUGGACACAUUCAAGAAAAUGCUGUUAUAUUAGAAACGCUGCUCACUGACACUGCUGGUGAUCUGGAAGCUCUGAAAAGUCGUAUGCAACAGCACAAGGAUUUACAGAAAACCUUCAGUGAUUUGAAAAUUCAGCUGGAAGCCACCGCAUUUGACGUACAGUUCUUUGUCUCUGAGCACGCACUGGAUCUUGCCCCUCAGGAGAACAGGAAACUGCUCAAACUCUUGAAUAGCACUCAGACAUCUUUUAAAAGUGUGAUGGAAAAGCUAACAGCGCAGGUGGAGGUUUUGAGUCUUCAGUUGCAGACCAGACUAGAGCAAGAUAAUCAGAAGGCCUUCGAAGAAAAGCAAGGAGAAUGUAACAAGAGACUUCAGGAGAUGUGUGAUAUGUUGAUGGUGACUGAAAAUAAAAUAAUUGACUAUGAGAGUGGGAUGUCCAUUACUGUUGAUGACUUAGCUGAUUUACAACAGCAUCAGAUGGAACACCAGUCCUUGCAAAGGGAAAUCCAGGCUAAUGCAGCCACUUUAGCAAAUGUGGUUAGUGCAACUGAACAGUUCCUGGAGAAGAAUGGGGACAAACUGCAACCAGAAGCAAAAGCAGCAAUGGACAAGAAGCUGAAGGAAGCCAAGUCGAAGCUCAGUAUGUUAAGUGAGCAAGUAGAUUCCAAGCUCAAGAAUCUGGACAAUGCUGUAACAACUGCUCUUAAACAGGAGACUGAGAAGGCUGCAGCAGUUGAACAAUUGAAGGAAAAUGAGAAUAAAAUUCAAGGACUCUUGGGUUGGUUGUCCAGCAUGGGACAGGAGCCAGCCAUUGAACAGAAAAGAAAUGAGAUAGUGCAGCAGAAUGGCAACACCAUUUUUGUGGAUGGACUGAAGAGACUGGAGAAUGAGGAUACGGUUAAUGGAAACCUACCUCGUGACUUGAGUGAGACUAAAGGAGAUGAAACAAUGGAACCAACAUCUGAUGGGGAUUUGAAUUAUCAGUACCAAAAAGCCAAGCUUCUUCACCAACAAGUUAUGUCAAAACAGCAGUCCUACAUUAUAUCUACACAAUCAGUCCAGGACUUCCUGAAGAAGCAAGGUUCCAGUAUUUCUGCAGAGGAGCGAGAGAAAUUGGAGCAGGACCUGAACGAGUUGAAGGUUCAAUAUGAGACCACGCUGGCGCAGUCGGAAACCAGACUGAAACUGAUACAGACCGUACAGGAUGAACUGCAAAAGUUUUCCGCCGACUACAAUGAAUUUGAAAACUGGUUGCACCAGUCCGAACAGCAGCUGGGCGAUCUCCAAUCUGGUGCCACUGAUGUCGAAACUUUUGUUGGCAAGCUGCAAAGGCAGAAAAGCUUCUCUGAAGAUGUCAUCUCUCACAAAGGCGACUUAAGGUACAUCACCAUCUCAGGGCAAAGAGUCCUCGAUGCUGCUAAAUCCUGUGGUAAAUUGGACCUGGACAAAGAUGCAAAGCCUUGCAUUGAUACGUCUGCUACUUGUGCCCUGGUACAGAGGCAACUGGAGGUGGCCAGUGACGGUUAUAAAUUGCUGUACUCUAAGUGCAAUGCCUUGGGUAAAAAUCUCAAAGAUAUGGUGGAUAAUUACAGCCAAUACCAAGAAAUCUCAGCCAGCCUUCUACCAUGGCUUCAAACCACCGAGGAAACUGCAAAAAUCCAGUUGACUGAGGCCAUUGCUGCCGAUCCCAAAAACCUUCAGAAGCAACUGGAGCAAGUCAAGUCUCUGCAGGAUCAGAUGUCUGGACACCAAAGUGUUGUUGAGAAGCUAAGGAAAACAGUUGAUGCACUUAUCAGUACUGCUGGGGAUCUCCUACUGAAUCGUGAUGAAAUCCAAGAUAAUUUGGAUGAUGUUGUGUUGAGAUACGAGAAUCUAUCCAAAUCGACCAGUGACCGCAAUGAAAAGCUACGGAUGACACUCACGCGGUCCCUAAGUGUUCAGGAUGGUUUGGAUGAAAUGCUUGACUGGAUGGCAAGUGUUGAAAGGAGCCUAGAAGAUGAAGAAGAGAUGCCUUUGAAUUCUCCUGCCAUUCAAGAGGCCUUCAAUAAAAAUGCUGUACUAGAACAGAACAUUGCCAGUCGCCAAAGCAGUAUCAGUGCAAUUAAAGAGAAAGCAAACAAGUUCAUCGCAACAGCGGACAUGUCCAGUGCCUCUGCAUUACAAGCAAAAGUGGACGACCUCGCCAAACGAUUCACCUCAGCCAGCAGCCGACAGAAGGAAAGAACAGCCAAACUGGAAAAACUCAGAGAUAAAGUAGAGCUUUUUGAGAAGACUUACCAAAAAAUCGAGCAAUUUGUAACCAAGAAAUCUCUGUCUCUCCCUGAAAUUGAUGGCCCGGGAAAAGAUGUCACUGAACUCUCGCAGCACAUGCAGGAAAUGAAUGCUGAGCUAUUGGACCAAAAUAAAGACCUGAACACAUUAAACCAGUUGGCUGAGGAGUUGGGGGGUUGCGCUACAGCUAAAGAACGGACACGGAUCCUCAACAAAGUCAAUACUCUGUCAAAGAAUUUUCAAGAACUGGAAGAAGCUACCAAGAAAAAAGAGGAAAAAUUAUCCUGUUGCCAAAAUCAGACGGAUCAAUUUAAAACCUUGCUGAUGUUGUUCAAAAAGUGGGUGGAGGGGAUGAACUCAAGGAUUCCAGUUAUAGAGCCAAACCUAACUACAGAAACUCUUCAGGGGCAUUUGUCCCAUGCUCAGGUCAUGCUCAAUGAGUGGUCAUCGAAAGCCUCCGAGGUUGAGGAAAUUAAUCAGAAAGGAUCAGCUUUAUGUCACCUAAUCAAUACACUGACUUCUUCAGCCCACCCGAGGACGAUAUUCAAAUCAGACACACAAGUGAUAAACGGUGGGGGAGCAGACUCUGCAGUCUGUGAUUCCAAAGAUCUGAUUGCUAUCAAACAAGACAUUGCAGAUGUGAAUCAUCAAUAUGAAGAAGUGGGAGGCUUGCUGAAAGACAAGGUGAGCCAGCUGGAAUCCAUGCUGAUUCAAAGGCAGCAAGUCCAGGAGGAAGCCCAUUUGGUCAAGGAAUGGUUGGAAUCGAUGGACAAGAAAACAGCAUCUUGGGAUACAUUACCAACUGAGACUGAAGCUAUAAAGGAACAAGUUGAGCAACAUAAGGCAUUUGAAGCCGAGUUGAACCAAAACACUGGCAAAGUUGGACAGGUAAAAGAGAAGUUGACGUUGUUGCUGGAGGAGAACACAGACGCUCCUGAAGCUGGGAAAUGGAGGCAGAUGUUGGAUGAUAUAAAUUCAAAAUGGCAACAGGUCAGCCAGUCGGCAGCUGAACGGCAGCAGAAGUUGGAGGAGUCGUCCAGUUUCCUCCUUCAGUUUGAAACAGCAGAGAUGCAGCUCAGCCAGUGGCUUGUUGAAAAGGAACUAAUGAUGAACGUGCUCGGACCACUCUCCAUCGAUCCACAUAUGUUGAAUAAUCAAAAACAACAAGUUCAGAUACUGCUCAAGGAGUUUGAGACUCGAAAACCACAACAUGAACAGCUGAAAACAGCGGCCGGCGGCAUCUUGAGUCGGUCAGAUGUCCCUACUCCGGCCUGCAAAAUUGUGAGUGACCAGUUGGCUGCCGUGAUGCAAAAGUGGGACAGCUUAACAGGGCAGCUGGUUGACCGAUCCGACCUCAUCGAUAGGGCCAUCAUCAAAAGCACCCGGUACCAGAACCUAGUUUGUGACCUCUCGGGCAGGCUGAGAGCCCUGGACAUUAAGCUAGCCAGUCAGCCACCCAUCGGCUCCCAGCUCCAAGCUGUGAAAUCCCAACUGGAGGCAGCCAGUGAAAUCCGGUCGGAGGUGGAGCAGGAGGAGAAAUGCGUGCAGGAGGCCCAGACACUCUGCGAGGAGAUCGCAACCCUCGUUGGUGAGCAGUACCUGAAAGCCGAGCUUAGCAGGCAAUUGGACAAUGUCUUGAAGCCCUUCCGAGAUCUGGAGGAAAGAGCAGGAAACCGAGUCCAUCAGCUACAGUCAGCACUUGCUAAUUCCGAGCAGUUUCAGCAGAUGUUCGAUGAUUUUCAGUCCUGGAUGGGUAGAAAGCGCAGUGAGCAGGACCAAAGAGCUCCCAUAUCUGCCAAACUCGAGCGUCUGCACUUGCUGAUUGAUGAGCAGGCAGAAUUUCAGAAAUCCUUGGCCCAGAAAGCUGGGUCCUAUGAGAUGAUCCUCGUGGAAGGUGAGGCUCUCCUUCAGAAUAUGCAGCCCGGGUCUGAGAAAACUGCCUUGCAGGGUCGGCUGGGAACCCUCCGAGCCGACUGGGAAGAACUGGCCAAGCACGUAGAAGCAAGACAAGAAAAGCUGAGGGAUUGUUUCCAGAAAUCCCAAAAGUACAGAGAAAGUUUCGAACACUUACUACCAUGGAUACAAGAGUGUGAAGCAAAGGCUUCUCAGGUACCAGUCUGCAGUGAUGCCACAGAAAUCGAGUCUUCAUUGACAAACAUUAGAGGUUUACAAGAUGAUGUGGACAAACAUCGUAGGGCUUUAGAGUCUCUAAAUAAUGCUGCCGAUAGCUUGAUUGAAGCUAGUCAGGCUGAUUUAGGUGAUAUCCAGAGUGAGAAGGCUUCAGUCAAUCAGAAGGUUGAUCUGAUCAAUGAACAGCUCCGCCUCAAAAUCGAUGCCCUGGACGAGAUGGCAAAAUGCAUGAAGGAGUUUCAGAAUUCUCUCAAAGAUGCCAAGAAGCAACUAGACGGAGCUAAGCAGCAACUUGAAUACCAUGAUGCCCUAGGACCCCAGGCAUACAGUAAUAAGUGCCUGACCAACAUGAAUGCCCAACAGAAGGCUCUUCAGGCUUUGACGCCACAAGUGGAAAAUGUCAAGCGCCUUGCUCAGAGAUUGGCUGCUGGUACCUCAGAUGGAGCAGGCACGUCCUUGAUCCUACAGCAGGCCAACACCUUGCAAGAAGAUUAUGGAUCAGUGAGCCAGCAAGUGCGGGAAAGGUGCUGCUUCUUGGAGACCAAGCUCCAAGGCAUCGGGCAGUUUCAAAACAAUAUCAGGGAGAUGUUUUCCUUAUUUGCUGACCUCGACGAUGAAUUGGACAGCAUGGCUCCUGUGGGAAGGGAUCUGGGCUGUCUACAUGUCCAGAAGGAUGGCAUCCGAGAGUUCAUUGUAAGACUUCAGGAGCUGACAGCAAGCAUUGAAGGUGCAAAGAAAGAGGGCAAGCAGAUGCUGGAGUCGGCAAGUUCUCCAGAUUUACUGGGGUUAAAACGGGAUUUGGAUGCUUUAAGCAAACAGUGCAAUAAACUGCUGGACAGGGCAAUGAUCAGACAGGAGCAGGUGGAUACCAACCUUGCUCGGGUUGAGGAAUUUGACAGUAGAUGCAAGACGCUCAACGAGCUGAUGGAAAUUGCUGAGGAGCAUGAGGAGAGCCAGGGCAGCGUCGGGACGGAAACAGAUGUCAUCAACCAACAACUGGAAUCAUUCAAGGUAUUUCAGAAGGAAGAAAUUGAACCACUUCAGACUUUGCUCCAAGAAGUUAACCGACUUGGACAAGGAUUGAUCCAGAGUGCUGCUAAAAACACCAAUAUCCAGAAGUUGGAGCACAACCUUGAAGAAGCAAAUACACGAUGGAACACCUUAACAACAAAGGUUGCAGAACGAGCCGCCAAGCUGCAGGAAGCCCUCGUGCAUUGUGGGAGGUUUCAGGAUGCGCUCGAAUCAUUAAUCAGCUGGCUAAUGGAUACCGAGGAACUCGUAGCGAACCAAAAGCCACCUUCAGCUGAGUUCAAAGUAGUGAAGGCUCAGAUUCAAGAACAAAAGCUUCUCCAACACUUGCUGGAUGAUCGCAAACCAACUGUGGAGAUGAUCAAACGAGAAGGAGAGAAGAUUGCUGGUUUGGCCGAUUUGACAGACCGCGAGAAGACACUGAAUCAACUGCAAGGCCUGAGUCGUAGAUGGAACUCCCUGCUGACCAAGGCUGAAAACAGACAGCGGCAGUUGGAGGCCAUAUUGGUAGUGGCUCAGCAGUUCCACGAGACUGUGGAACCUUUGAUUGAAUGGCUCACUGCUGCUGAGAAAAAGGUUGCAAACUCUGAACCUAUUGGCACUCAAACUACCAGACUGCAAGAGCAGAUUUCCCAGCAUAAAGCCAUGGAAGAUGAUGUCAUCAGUCACGGUAAACAGUUGCACCAGGCUAUUAGCAUUGGCCAGUUGCUAAAGACUAUGAGUUCCAGAGAUGAUAAAGACAUGUUGCAGGGAAGGCUGGAUUCUGCCCAGACUCGGUACAUUGAGAUCCAGGACAGGUAUGGCCGCAAAGCCGCCCUGAUCCAGCAGGCCCUCUCCAAUGCCUGGAUCUUUGGAGAGGAGGAAGUAGAGGUUCUGAACUGGUUGGCUGAAGUGCAGGACAGACUCAACAAUGCGGCCAUUCAAGACUACAAUCCUGAUCAUCUUCAAAAACAACAUUCCGAGCAUCUGGCCCUUCACGAGGACAUCAUGCUUCGGAAGCAGCAUGUCGAUCAGGCUGUUAAGAACGGAUUAGCUCUCCUGAAACAGACAACAGGAGAUGAAGUUAUAAUCAUUCAAGAAAGGUUAGAUGGCAUCAAAGCUCGCUAUGCUGAAAUUGCCACUACCAGUUGUAAAGUUUUGAAGACCUUAGAACAGGCCCUCCAGCUGGCUACCAAGUUUCAGUCUGCUCAUGAGAUUUUAGCUACCUGGCUCGAGAAGGUAGAGGCUGAAUUGACCUCAUAUGCUUCUGAGGUACUUGCAGGAGAACAGCUAGCUCAAGCACAGGAAAGACAGAAGGAGCUGAGGAAAGAGAUGAUGGAGCACAGGGUAAGCCUGGACACAGUUAAUGAGGUCAGCAGUGCUCUGUUGGAAUUGGUCCCAUGGAGGGCGAGAGAAGGACUCGACAAACUGGUGUCCGAUGACAACGAGCGUUACAGAUUAGUGAGCGACACUAUAGCACAGAAGGUGGACGAAAUAGAUGCUGCUAUACAAAGAUCACAGCAGUUUGAACAAGCAGCAGAUGCAGAGAUCGCCUGGAUCAUAGAAACAGAGAAGAAGCUCAAAUCACUUGGUGACAUAAGGCUUGAGCAAGACCAGACCUCUGCUGAGUUGCAAGUUCAAAAGGCAUUUUCAAUGGACAUUUUGCGACACAAAGAUACAAUUGAUGAGCUUGUUGCAAAUGGAGAUCAAAUUAUGAACUCCUGCACUGAAGAGGAGAAAGCAUCCCUGAAGAACAAGCUGGACAAACUUCAGAAACAGUAUGAGGUGAUCAGCCAGAUGAAUGCAGAGAGAUACCUGCAGCUGGAACGGGCCCAGUCUUUGGUCAGCCAGUUUUGUGAGACCUAUGAAGAGCUAUGGCCGUGGCUUGAAGAGACCCGGGUGCUAAUUACACAGUUACCCACUCCAGCCAUUGAAUUUGAGAUGUUAAAGCAACAGCAGGAAGAACUUCGGCAACUGCGGGAGCUGAUAGCCGAACACAAGCCCCACAUAGAUAAGAUGAAUAAAACUGGGCCUCAGUUACUAGAGCUAAGUCCUCGGGAAGGCCUGGCCAUUCAGCAGAAGUACACAGCAGCCGAUGCACUUUACAGUAAGGUCAAAGAGGAUGUCAAGCGAAGAGCCACCUCACUGGAUGAAGCCAUUUCUCAAUCCACUCAGUUUCACGACAAGAUCAGCCCCAUGCUCGAGGCACUGGAACGCAUCGCCGUCCGAUUACAACAACCACCUUCCAUCUCAGCUGAGGUAGAAAAAAUCCGAGAGCAAAUCAGUGAAAACAAAAAUGUGACCAUGGAACUCGAGAAGCUGCAGCCUGCUUUUGAAACCCUUAAACAACGAGGUGACGACCUGAUUGGGCGUUCUGAAGGAACUGACAAAGAUUUCUGUGCAAAAGCUGUUCAAGAUCAGUUGGACAAAAUGAUUUUCUACUGGGCUGACAUCAAAGCUCGGGCGGAGGAAUGGGAGGCCAAGCUGCUUGAUGUGAUGGAUCUGGCAGAAAAAUUCUGGUGUGAUCAUUCCGCCCUUAUUGUCACUAUUAAGGACACCCAGGACUUAAUCCGAGAACUGGAGGAACCCGGAAUAGACCCAUCUGUUGUUAAAGAACAGCAAGAGGCUCUAGAGACAAUCAAAGAAGAAGUAGAUGGGCUUCAGGAGGAGCUGGAGAUUGUUCAGAACCUUGGAGCUGAGUUGACCUCAGCCUGUGGAGAGCCCGAUAAGCCCGUUGUGAAGAAAAACAUAGAUGAGCUGAAUUGCACCUGGGACAAUCUGAACAAGGCAUGGAAAGAUCGCAUUGACAGGUUGGAUGAAGCAAUGCAGGAGGCUGUUCAGUUCCAGGAUGCACUACAGGCUAUGUUUGACUGGAUGGACAUUGCAGAGAGUAAAUUAAAUACUAUGCCUCCAAUUGGUACUGAUCUAGAAACAGUCAAGCAACAAAUUGCUGAACUCAAGCAAUUUAAGACCGAGGCAUAUCAGCAGCAAAUAGAGAUGGAGCGACUGAAUCAUCAGGGAGAGUUAUUACUGAAAAAGGUGAACGAAGAUGGUGCCAAACGUGUUGCGCAGGAACCUCUUCACGAGCUGAAACAUCUCUGGGAUAAUCUGGAUGGGAAAAUUGUCAACAGACAGCAUAAACUGGAAGGUGCUCUGUUAGCUCUGGGACAGUUCCAGCAUGCCUUGGAUGAGCUGAUGACAUGGCUAACCCACACCGAAGAGCUGUUAAAUGAACAAAAAGCUGUUGGCGGAGAUCCUAAAGCUAUUGAAAUCGCAAUUGCCAAACAUCACGUUCUGCAGAAUGAUGUUCUAGCCCACAAAUCCACAGUGGAGACUGUGAACAAAGCUGGAAAUGACCUGCUCGAGUCCAGUGAUGGGGAGGAAGCCAGCAGCCUACAGAGCAAGCUGGAAAGCCUGAACCAACGCUGGAAGAAUGUUCUGGAACAAACCGAGCAACGGCAACAGCAGCUGCAUCGCUCUCUCAUCCAGGCUCAAGGUUUCCAGAGUGAAAUUGAAAAUAUGCAGCGGUGGCUGGUGGAAACUGAACGUCAGCUGUCAGCAUCAAAACCUGUUGGAGGUCUGCCAGAAACUGCCAGGGAGCAGCUUAAUGUUCAUCUGGAACUUUGCGCUGCAUUUGAAAGCAAAGAGGAGAUCUACAAGAAUCUGAUAAACAAAGGGCAGCUGAGCUGUGAGGAGGCUGAUGACAGUAAUGUGGAGCAAGGCAUCAACAACCUGAAAGAAAGAUGGGAAUCUGUUGAAGUAAAACUAAAUGAACGAAAGGUUAAGUUGGAGGAGGCCCUCAAUCUUGCCACCGAGUUCCACAAUUCGCUUCAAGAUUUCAUCAACUGGUUAACCCAAGCAGAGCAAACUUUGACUUUAGCUUCAUCACCGAGUCUUAUUCUGGACACCAUUAUGUUCCAGAUUGACGAACACAAGGUUUUUGCCAACGAGGUCAACUCGCACCGUGAAAAAAUAAUUGAACUGGAUAAGACCGGGACCCACCUGAAAUACUUCAGUCAGAAGCAGGAUGUGGUACUCAUUAAGAAUUUGCUGAUCAGUGUUCAAGCUCGAUGGGAGAAGGUUGUUCAGCGUUCUGUUGAUAGAGGAAGAGGACUAGAUGAUGCAAGGAAACGUGCUAAGCAGUUCCAAGAGGCCUGGAAGAAACUGAUGGAAUGGUUAGAGGAUUCAGAAAAAAACCUGGACUCAGAUCUUGAAAUAGCUAAUGAUCCAGACAAAGUGAAAAUGCAACUUGUAAAUCACAAGGAGUUCCAGAAAGCGCUUGGAGCAAAACAUUCCGUGUAUGACACCACAGUAAGAACUGGCCGCUCUUUAAAAGAGAAGACAACUUUGGCUGAUGACCACCAGAAGCUCGAUGACAUGUUGAGUGAGCUUAGGGACAAGUGGGACACGGUGUGUGGAAAGUCAGUGGAAAGACAGAACAAAUUGGAGGAAGCGCUGCUUUUCUCAGGCCAGUUUACAGAUGCCUUGCAAGCUCUCAUUGAUUGGCUGUACAAGAUUGAGCCCAUGCUGGCUGAAGAUCAGCCAGUGCAUGGGGACAUUGACCUGGUGAUGAACCUGAUUGAUGCUCACAAGGUGUUCCAGAAGGAGCUGGGCAAACGGACCAGCGGUGUCCAGGCCCUCAAACGCUCUGCCCGUGAACUGGUGGAGGCCAGUCGUGACGAUUCCUCCUGGGUCAAAGUGCAAAUGCAAGAGCUUAGUACUCGCUGGGAGACUGUGUGUGCGCUCUCUGUCUGUAAACAAGCCCGUCUGGAGCAAGCCCUGAACCAGGCUGAGGAAUUCCGCUCUGCUGUUCAUGUGUUGCUGGAGUGGUUGGCUGAAGCUGAACAGACCCUUCGUUUCCAUGGCGUUCUUCCAGAUGACAAGGAGGCCCUCAGUGGGCUUAUAGAGCAGCAUAAGGAGUUUAGGAGGAAACUGGAUGAGAAGAUGAUUGAACUGAACUUGGCAGUGGGUAUGGGAGAGGCUAUCCUGUCAAUCUGCCAUCCAGACUCUAUCACAACCAUAAAGCAUUGGAUCACAAUAAUUCGGGCCAGAUUCGAAGAGGUAACUGCAUGGGCUAAACAGCAUCAGCUGCGACUUGAAGCAGCUCUUGCCGAUGUUAUUGCUAAUCAGGAGUUACUGGAGAACCUGUUAGGCUGGUUACAGUGGGCAGAGACAAUACUCACCCAGAGAGACCAAGAACAACUUCCACAGGAGAUUGAAGAAGUCAAAACACUUAUUGCUGAGCACCAGUCUUUCAUGGAGGAAAUGACCAGAAAGCAGCCAGAUGUGGAUAAAGUAACAAAAACAUACAAGAGGAAAGCUGCAGAGCCAACCCAGAUUGCGUCCCAAAUUCCUGUCAUUGAUAAAGGAAGGUCAAGGAAAAGAUUCCCAGCACGGGCUCUGUAUUCACCUGCAACGCAGACCAUUGAGACAAAAAAUCCACGUGCUAACCUCCUCGUUAGUAAGUGGCAGCAGGUCUGGUUGUUGGCUUUGGAUAGAAGGCGGAAACUCAAUGAUGCACUCGACAGGCUGGAGGAGCUGAGGGAGUUUGCCAACUUUGAUUUUGACGUUUGGCGAAAGAGGUACAUGCGAUGGAUGAACCACAAGAAGUCCAGAGUAAUGGAUUUCUUCAGGCGCAUUGACAAAGAUCAGGACGGGAAGAUCACAAGACAAGAAUUUAUUGAUGGAAUCCUUUCCUCAAAGUUUCCUACCAGCCGCCUGGAGAUGAGUGCGGUGGCAGACAUAUUUGAUCGAGAUGGAGAUGGCUACAUCGAUUAUUACGAGUUUGUGGCAGCCCUUCAUCCAAACAAGGAUGCUUACAAGCCACUUACUGACGCCGACAAAAUAGAGGAUGAGGUGACACGGCAAGUAGCAAAAUGUAAAUGUGCAAAGCGGUUUCAGGUGGAACAGAUUGGGGAGAACAAAUACAGGUUCUUCCUGGGAAAUCAGUUUGGUGACUCGCAGCAGUUGCGGCUAGUCCGCAUCCUGCGCAGUACAGUUAUGGUUCGUGUUGGAGGAGGCUGGAUGGCAUUAGAUGAGUUUUUGGUGAAAAACGACCCCUGCAGAGCCAAGGGCAGAACGAAUGUUGAACUGCGUGAGAAGUUCAUGCUUCCUGAGACCACUGGUCAGUCCAUGGCUGCUUUCCGAUCACGGGGUCGUAGGUCACGGCCAUCGUCGAGGGCUGCUUCUCCCAACAGGUCAACCUCCAGUGCCAGUCAGAGUGUAUCAGUUCCACCAGCUACGACAAAUACUCCUCCUAAGACACCCCAACAUUUAAUCCGCAAUUAUGAUAAACCAUGGUUGACAAACAGCAAAACAUCAACUCCUUAUAAGUCACCAGAGUCCCCUGAACGCCGAAUCCCAUCUCCAGAGGUAACUCCCAUCCAGGGAAGCAAACUGCGACCACCAGGGUAUCUGUCAGGAAAAAGUUUUCACUCUGGAGACGACAGCAAUUUAACAUCAACUCCACCUUCCAGGGGGAGGUCACAAGUACCAACCCUAGAGUCAAGAAAAGUCCGAAGUCGACCCACAAGCCGAGCAGGAAGCAAGACCGGCAGCAGAACCAGUAGUCGUCGUGGGAGCGAUGCUUCCGAUUUUGACAUUUCAGAUAUCCAGUCUGUAUGUUCAGAUGUUUCAGAGACAGUACCUGACACUAGCAGAUCAGGGUCACGAGCAGGAUCUCGGCCAUCUUCAGCGAAACCUUCAAAAAUCCCAACACCCUCGAGGAGGUCCCCAGCAGCUAGCAAACUGAGCAAGGCCUCCAAAAGAUAGUGCGAUCAGCCCAGUGGAGAACUCCGAAGUCGUUUGAUAGUACAGUCCUUGGGAUGUAAAAUAUUCUGUAGAAUCUGUUGUGAAAUAUUGCAAGAGGUGGACUUUUGAUGCUGCAGAAUGGCCUUAUUUGUGUGUUUGUCUUGUAAGGUAUGUUAUUUUAUGUGAAUAAUUAUUUUGUUCAUUUUUUUUUCUGUUGAUGCCAUAUCCUCUGGAGGGAAAAUUAAAAAGAGCUUUUAAGAAAGAUGUAAGUUAAACUAAUAUUUUUACAUGAUAAUGUGGAAUUAGGUAACUAUCUCUGAAAGCUGUUUCUGAAUGUACUGUUAAACAUAAAAAAUCCCAGGAACAUGUCAAUAAGCAGGCAGAUGACUCCAUGAUUUGCUAACAGCUCUGAUUACCUCAUGCAUAAUUCAAUGAGGCCAUGCUGGAUUUUAGGAAAUAAUCUUUAUUUUGCUCGGAGCUGAUUUUUCUCAAUUAAAGACGAAGCAAAUGUCUGUGUCCCAGGUGAUAAAAAAAGGGAUGUAAGAAGUCGAUCAGCACUAACUUAAUGUAGCAAAUUUGAAUUUACUCACGAAUGUUUAGUUAACAUACAUGCCGGCUGUUAAGAAGACACUUAAAAAAAAUUCCUGCAGCAUUUUUGUGCCAUUUCAUUUAAGCUGAGAUCAAACUGCCAUUGUUAAAACUCCCCUGCCCUUCCCACAAGUCAUUUAUACUAAUAAUAAUUAAUAUAUAAGUAUGAAGUGUGUUGAUGUCAAUGUGAAAUUUUCUUUUGCUUGAGUGGAAGAUAAAUUGUAUCAUUGAUCCCAUUUUGUAUUAAAGCAAAGUGCUUGCGGUAAGUCACAAGCUGAAUCAUCCCUACUUGUUACUUAACAGCAAUACUUCAUGCAAGACUAUUUCUUUAUUUAUUUAACAAAGUAGAUGAUAAUUUAAUGUAGGCUUACGGCAGUAAAAUGAAUGACUUUGAAGGGUUUCCUCCAAAUGCUUAUUAAAGCAUUCUUUUCAGACUUA
Messenger RNA from Carcharodon carcharias (great white shark), 28853 nucleotides. RefSeq names its product dystonin (gene dst). The transcript has 101 exons. Gene Ontology annotation, cellular component: keratin filament; membrane; focal adhesion. Lineage: Eukaryota; Metazoa; Chordata; Chondrichthyes; Lamniformes; Lamnidae. The coding region runs from base 102 to 27848 and encodes 9248 amino acids. The record is from RefSeq and is a predicted model, not a curated record. Gene Ontology annotation, biological process: wound healing; cytoplasmic microtubule organization; intermediate filament bundle assembly. Gene Ontology annotation, molecular function: structural molecule activity; microtubule binding; calcium ion binding.